This is a messenger RNA of Paramecium tetraurelia, 3870 nucleotides long. RefSeq lists its product as uncharacterized. Lineage: Eukaryota; Ciliophora; Oligohymenophorea; Peniculida; Parameciidae. The record is from RefSeq and is a predicted model, not a curated record. Gene Ontology annotation, biological process: transmembrane transport. The transcript has 5 exons. Gene Ontology annotation, molecular function: ATP hydrolysis activity; ATP binding; ABC-type transporter activity. Gene Ontology annotation, cellular component: membrane.
AUGAAUACCCAAGUGAAUGAAAAUGACCCUCUAAAAUCAGAAACUAAGAAGCAAGAUGACUAAGAUGUGCCUUACCUUCAAUUAUAUAGGUUUGCUUCGAAAUAUGAUUAUGGACUAAUGCUUCUCAGUAUGAUCGGAGCACUUGGAAAUGGAUUAUCAAUGCCAAUCUAUUCAAUUAUUUUCGGUGACCUCACUGAUUCCUAUGCUUACGAUGAUGACAAUAUCAAAAUCAGGAAGGCUGGAUUCAACACAUUGUAAAUAUUUUUUGGUGACUUUAGAUAUAUGGCAAUUUUGGGAAUUAGUACUCUAUUAGUGACUUUGUUGAUGUAUGCAACAUUUUCCAUCAGUACUGAGAAUCAAACCAAAAAAUUGAGGAGGCGUUACCUAGAAUGUCUUUUAAAAAAGUAGGUUAUGUGGUAUGAUUAAGUGAAUACAAAUGCUUUAAACCAAAAAAUAAACAACGAAAUAUCUUCAAUAUCUGAAGCAAUAGGAGAGAAGACUAUGACAUUUACCUUUUCUUUUUGUGCCUUUAUAAGCGGUUUCAUAGUUGGAUAUAUAAAGGGUUGGAAAUUAGCCUUAGUAAUCACUUCAGCUCUACCGCUGCUGGCUGUUACAAUAGCUUUUAUUGGAUUUUCAGCAUCUUGGAGGGAGCAAUUCACAAUAAAGUCAGACAUCGAGGCUUCAGCUGUGGUCGAAGAAACACUGAGUUAGAUCAAAACCGUGAAGAUGCUUGAUGGAGAGGAAUUUGAAUUUCAAAGGUUCAAGAAGAUCAUAAUGCACUCAUCCAAAUCGAUAAUUAAAUAUGGAUUAUUUUAUGGUUUGUCGUUUGGAUCUAUGCAAGGAUUUCAACAAUGGACUUAUGCAUUGGGAAUAUUUUACAGUGGUCAAUUAGUUGACCCUGAAUAUACAGGUCCAGUAUAUACAUCUGGCAGUAUUUGCACUGUGUUUUUUGCCAUUCUGAUGGGAAGCUUUUCCUUAGGAUAAAUCGGUCCUUGUCUAUAGUGUUUUGCCAAAGGAAAAUUGGCAGCAAGAGAAGUCUUUAAAAUUUUAGAUGAGAAACUAGUUAUAGAAGAAAAUAAUGAAUUCCUAAAAUGUGAUGAUUUUAAUGGCGAUAUUUAGUUUAAGGAUGUCUCUUUCUCUUAUCCUACAAAACAAGAAAUUUAAGUGUUAAAGAAUGUCUCCUUCACAAUUCCUUAAAGUAAGAAGGUUGCAUUUGUGGGGUAGAGUGGGUCUGGGAAAUCUACAAUAGCUUAAUUAUUGCUUAAGUUUUAUGAAAUUGAUAGUGGAGUAAUUUUAGUAGGCUAAAAUGAAGUACCCUUGAAUAGUAUUGGAAAGGAGUAGUUUAGAAAGAAAAUUGCCAUUGUUUCUUAAGAACCUGCUCUAUUUAAUACCACAAUCAGAGAGAAUUUGAAAUUGGGGAAUCAGAGUUGCAAUGAUGAAGAAUUAAAAGCAAUGUUAGUAUCUAUGAAUGCAUCAGAAUUGAUUGAUCAUUUAGAUACUAAUGUAGGCAUAAAUGGGAAUUAAUUUAGUGGUGGUUAAAAAUAGAGAAUAGCAUUGGCUAGAGCAUUGUUAUAAAAACCAGAUAUUUUAAUUUUGGAUGAAGCUACCAGUGCCCUCGAUAGAACAAAUGAAUAAUAAAUAACUAAAAUUAUAGAUGAACGAUAUUCAAAUAUAACUAGAAUUGUUAUUGCUCAUCGUUUAACUACUAUUUAGGAUAGUGAUGUCAUUUUUGUGUUUCAAUAAGGGUUGAUUUUAGGAUAAGGUACGCAUACUGAAUUAUUGCAAAAAUGUGAAUAAUAUGCUUAUUUAAUCUCAAAACAAUAGACAAAAGAGGAAGCCAUCAUUAGAAAGAGAACUGAAAGGUCACUUAAAAAGACCUAGAUAUAUGAUGUGAAUCAAUCUGAAAAAUCAAGAAUUAGAUUGAUUGAUACAGAAAAUGAAAUAGCGAAGAUGUCAAUUGCUAGAGAAGAAACUCAACUAAAGUAAGAUACAAUUGAAGUAAGCAGUGAAAAAUCGUUUAUUCAAACUUUGAAAGGUCUCAUAUUCCUUAACUAUAAAGAAGUUCAUUAUUUAAUCCUGGGUUGCUUAACAGCAUUUGUUAAUGGAUCGAUAUAUCCAUUGUUCUCUCAAGUGAUUGCAGAAGUAAUUGAAGCACUACUAGUUAAUAAUCCUCAAUUCAAUAUUGAAAAUAGCACACCAGAAGAGAUUCAAAAUAAAGUUGACAAUUUGAAAGAAUCUAUUCUAAAAUGUGAAACCAAUCUAUUCAUUUUAGGAUUUGUCUAUUUUAUUUCAUCAGCUGUAGAAUGCUUUUGCUUCAGUGUCUACUCUGAAAGAUUGACUAUAAGAAUGAGAUUGGAAAUGUUCAAUAAAUUCUUGCAUUUACCUGUAUCAUUUUUUGACAAUCCCAAUAAUAAUGUAGGAUUCUUAACUACUAGAGUCACUACUGAUGCGAGAACAGUCUAAUAACUCUUUUAAAAUAUUAUUGGAUUCAAAUGUCAAUAUUAUUCUGCCAUUUUCGUUGGGUUUACAUUAGCAUUUAUUUCAUCUUGGAAACUUACUCUAUUAGCAAUUGGUAUAGCUCCUCUUUCCUAUUUAGGAAGUGUGUUAAGUUCAAAAUAUGUGGUUGGAUCAUAACAAUCAUUUUGCGAAUAGGUUUAUGUGACAAGUAAUAGGAUCUUAAUGGAAACUCUAACUAAUAUUAGAACUGUCUAUUCAUUGAGAGCUGAAAAUGUGUUGGUUGAAUAAUAUACCAAACUCUUGGAAGAGCCAAGCUAAUAAGCGAAAAAACUUGGUGCUUGGAUUGGAGUUAGCUCAGGAUAUGCAUAACUGAAACCGUUUUUUGUUAACGGGUACCUCUUCCUUAUGGGAACUCUACUCCUAUAUUAUGACGGGUUAGCUGUACUUGGAAUCUAUUAAACAAUUUUAGCAAUUAUCUUUGCUGUAGUUGGAGGUGCCAAGGAUAUUUAUUUCCAGUCUGAUAACGCUAAGGCUAAAAUGGCUAUCAACUAUUAUUUUAAUCUAUUAGAAGUUGAAGAUGAAUUUCAACGAGAAAAUCGACUAAAAUCAUAAAGACUUAAAGUACCUAUUUUGGGCAAUUUGGAAUUCAAGGAUGUUACUUUUAGUUAUCCCUAAAGACCAAACAUUUAAGUACUUAGGAACUUAAAUCUCAGAAUCGAGGCAUGCACAACUGUUGGUUUUGUAGGUUCAUCAGGAUGUGGCAAAUCCACUUUGUUUUAGUUGCUAUUGAGAUUCUAUGAUGUUGUUUCUGGGGAUAUACUGCUAGAUGGUUAGUCUAUUUAUGAUUUUGAUUUGAAAUACCUGAGGUAACAUUUUGCAAUUGUCCAAUAAGAACCACAAUUAUUUAAUGAAACAAUCUACUACAACAUUUAAUAUAAUCUUAAAGGCAUUACUUAAGAAGAUAUUGAGAAUGCAGCCAAACUAUCCCAUGCUUAUGACUUCAUUAUGCAAGAAGAUUUUGGUGGAUUUAAAAAGAAGGUAGGCAGCAAAGGAAGUUUGAUUUCAGGUGGCUAAAAGCAAAGAAUUGCUAUUUCUAGGGCUGUUCUCAGAAAUUCAAGUGUAUUUUUGUUUGAUGAAGCUACCAGUGCUUUGGAUUCAAACGUUGAGUCAAUAGUUUAGAAACAAAUUGAAGAAUACUUAAUUGGCAAGACCUCCAUUGUUAUAGCUCACAGAAUAUCAACGAUUAAGAAUUGCAAAGUCAUCUAUGUUUUUGAUAAAGGUUAGGUUAUUGAAUAAGGAGAUUACAAUUUUCUUGUAAGUUAAAAGGGUCAUUUCUAUCAUCUCGAAUAAGGUCUCCUUAAUUAGAAUCAAGAAAAUGAAAUGAGUUUCUAAUAAGUGGAUGUUGAUGAAUGA